This is a messenger RNA of Mercenaria mercenaria, 4469 nucleotides long. RefSeq lists its product as uncharacterized. Gene Ontology annotation, cellular component: membrane. Gene Ontology annotation, molecular function: neuropeptide receptor activity. NCBI's taxonomy places the organism in Eukaryota, Metazoa, Mollusca, Bivalvia, Venerida, Veneridae. The transcript has 5 exons. The record is from RefSeq and is a predicted model, not a curated record. Bases 68 to 1774 code for a protein of 568 amino acids. Gene Ontology annotation, biological process: neuropeptide signaling pathway.
UAUUGACUAGUACAACGAUUUUGAAAGAAAACCUUAUGUCGGAGCAAUUGUUUUAGUGGGGACUUUUAUGGUCUUAGGAAUUGUUGGAAACGUGCAUGUUCUUUACGUAUACAUUUUUCGAAUGAAACCUACGAGUCACAGAAUUUUUAUCAUAGUUUUGGCCAUGCUUGAUUUGUUGUCAUGCGCCGUGAGCAUGCCUUUUAUAACGGCGGAUAUGUUCCAACGGCUAACAUUUACAGCUGCAACAGCCUGUAAGAUAUUGAGAUUCUUCCUGUAUUUCUUUGCAGGAUCGUCAGGAUUACUUCUCCUACCAAUUGCAAUAGACAGUGUUUCCGGCGAUCAAUUAGAACCAAAAAAUGUUUUUACCGAAACCAGCUUUGGAAGUGAUAAUAAAACAAUUAUUGUUGCAACAGGAACAGGUACAAACCAAGAUGGUACAAUAAACAUACUUGAACAUUCACUAUUUUUCUACAAGUUACGUCUAUACAUUAUAAAUUAUUGUUUUGACUGUUCUGCAACAGCCUGUAAGAUAUUGCGAUUCUUUCUGUAUUUCUUCGUAGGAUCGUCUGGAUUUCUUCUCGUACCAAUUGCUGUGGACAGAUACCUUAAGACAUGCAGACCUUUUGGAGAACAGAUUACUCCUGCCAGAGCAAAGGUAUUAUGUAUAGUCGUUUUAUUCAUUGGUGUAGCGUCCGGCUGGCCAGCGACGAUCCUCUAUGGUCACAGGAACGUUGUAACACCAGACUCAAACAUUACCAGAAUUAGUUGUUACCUUGAUGACAAAUAUAAAGGAAAUUUAUAUUUAGUGUACUGGAAUGGCGCCAUGAUAUUCAUGACCUCCGCUGUGUUUUUCAGUCUUAUUAUCUUUUACUAUUUGAUUGGAAAAAGUAUUAGGGCACAUGCUGCAUUAAAGAACAAGCUCCUAGACCAUUGUCAUACAAGCAAGGUAACCGUAAAAUCCCGAAUUCGCACAAGUAAUCACCAAUUAAUGGACAUAAAUUGUAAAGAGAAAAACAAAGACAGACAUGUUAAAAAGAAACAUCAUAAAAUGAAUAUAUACAGUGUUUACCAAGAUCCAUUAGUGUCAAAGCACUCGUUUACUGGAACCAGAUUCGGAACUGAUAAAGAAACAAAUAUUGAUGCAACCGGAAAUGAAAAGACCGGAGGUGGCACAGACCAAGAUGGCACAAUAGACACAAGUGAUAUGAACAUUACUAUACCCAUCCAAAAGAACAAAGAUGGACAAAAAGGUUGUUAUGGAAAUAAAGACGAGAAUGUAACUGCAACUGGCCAUUUCAGUCCUAAUGUUAAUGCUGAAUGUAACACUGAAAUGAAAGAUUUUCAGAGAAACAAGAUUCAUUCCAGUCAUUGUAAUGAUAUCAAGACUAACAAUGAAGAGAACGUAAAGAACGUAAGGACAGAAACCAAUUCUGACAUUGAUGUACAUAACAGAAUGGAUCAGGAGAAUGCUUGUAAACGUAAAGAGGCUUUGCGACAUACACAGCGAAGUAAAAGAACAACUCAAAUGUUUUUUACUAUUACUAUCUUGUAUUUUAUAACAUUCAUACCCCAUCUCAUUUUACAGCUGAUUACUGUUACCCAAGACAACUUUGUUGCCAGUUUAUCUUUCACCGAGCAGGUCGUAUACCAUAUUGUAGUUUUUUGUUCUUUUCUUAAUAGCAUGGUUAAUUGUUAUGUUUAUGGGUGCUUUGAUACAUUGUUCAGAAAUGAGCUGAAAAGACUUUAUACCGGUAAAUGUAUAAUCGGUAGCUGAAGAAACUGGUAAAUGCGUUACUGUUACCUUACGUUUAAUUUAUAUUUUACUCAUGUUAAUAAUGAUCAAUACAUGAGUUUUAUUAGUGUUAUCGGUAUAUAAUUAAAACCUAUUCUGAGAAAUGUGUUAUCGCUACAAGAAUAGAAUUUAUACUAGUAAAUGCUUUAUCGCUACAGGAAUAGAAUUUAUAUUGAUAAAUUUGUUAUCAGUACCUGAAUAGAAAUUUAUACUGGUGACAGUUUUAUCACUAUAUGAAUAGAAUUUAUACUGGUAAAUACUUUAUCGCUAUAUAUAUUGAUAAUUUUUUUAUCGGUACCUGAAUAGAAAUUUAUACUGGUGACAGUGUUAUCGCUAUAUGAAUAGAAUUUAUUCUGGUAAAUGUGUUAUAGGUGACUAAAGAGCCUUUAUAUUUGUAAAUUGCAUCAUUUUUACCUGAAAGAGGCUCUUUAUAAUAGUUCAAAGACCCUAAUAACUGAGAUGUUUGAAAAUGGCAUAAAAACAUUGCAAACAUAAACACAAGAAUGAUUUGACCGAUACCUAACGUUGCAAAUUGUUUACACACUGGUAACGUGAAAUGACAAACAGUCAUUUUACUAGUCUUUUAUCAAUGAUGGUUUAAAUUACAAUUGUCCGCGACGUUUGAAAUGUUAUUUAAACGCUGUUACAAGCACUAGUCGGCUAAACUACAUGUUAUUUCUGGACCGUACACAUCUGGCUGAUGUUGCAUAUUUGGAAAUACACACCUAUAUUUUUUUUUGCCUACUGUCUAUACAGACUGACCUGUAUUAAUAAAAUAUUAAAGGAAGGUAGGUUUGCUAUAAAGUAUAUGUGAUGGAGAACGGAGUACGGACGCGGACAUUUGAGAACGGAUUAAUUUUUGAGUAUUUUCUUAAAAUAAUAUUGACACAUUAUUCAGAAGUUAAUGACACUACUGCACUGACAUUGUUAAUUUCAUUGGAAAAUCCAACUAAUUAUGACGCAGCUAAUUCUCAAAAGCCACAGAAAAACAGUUGCAAAUUUGUUACGUUCAUUCGCAGCACCCGACAAAGGCUUUUUACAUGCCUUUACAGUUGCUGUUUUGUUUGUUUGUUUUGGGCCGUUUUUCAACAGUAUUUCAGUCAUGUAACGGCGGGCAGUUAACCUAACCAGUGUUCCUGGAUUCUGUACCAGUACAAAUCUGUUCUCUGCAAGUAACUGCCAACUUCCCCACAUGAUUCAGAGGUGGAAGACUAAUGAUUUCAGACACAAUAUCGUUUAUCAAAUAGUCACAGAGAACAUACGCCCCGCCCGAGGAUCGAACUCGCGACCCCGCGAUCCGUUGACCGACGCUCUACUUACUGAGCUAAGCGGGCGGGUUUUACAGCUGCUAAGCGUCUCAUUGUAUUUCUAUGGUUUCAUACAAUAUUAAACUACGGUGACAUAUUUAGUUUAUACUAAUUCAUUGUAGCUCGAUUGUGAAGAAAGCGUCAAGCUUAUUUGAACCACUCUCAAGUCCGCUUCCUGGAAAAACCAGUACUGGUGUCAUAUGAGAAGUCAUGGUGACAUAUUUCUGCUUACGGAUAGCAAAAUAGUUAUUACAAAUCAUUUAAACGUUUUCGUGAAAUAUUUCAAGUCGCUACAAGAGCUGAAGUGCUCAAUUACUACAUAAGAUAAUUAACAUAGAUAGAGUGAAGUUUUUUAUCAACCAAAUGUGUUCGUUUGCGAGAAAAUAACGGUUCUCAUGAAAUAAACAAAACACAUAUAUCGGGAUUGUUCUGUUACUUCGCAUUUCUUAACGGGAAGAAUUUCAAUUUGACAUUACUAUUGAUAAAGAAAAAAGACAUUUACACUACUUAAACUUUGAGAAACAUUGCAAUAAGAUGAUCAUAGGGUCUAGGUGGCAUUAACUCAAUGUCUUUAUCUUUGUUAAACCUUGGCAUUUCUUAGUGAAAUCUGGUAAAAAUUUUGCGUUAUGAAAAUAAAGCUGAAAUAUUUGAUAAAAAUACACUGACGAGAUAAAGAAACGCCUCAUUCAAACUCGGUAUACAAUUUUUCGUUAACCGUGAUUCAAAAUUAGAAAAGAACAAUUCCAUUCGCAAAUUAGAUGCUUUACAAGAAUUUAUGGUCAAUAAGAAAUCAUUACAUUGUCGUAUUAUGCUUAAAUCUUGAAUUUUAAUAGCCCGGUCGGAGAAAUUGCAUUAGAAAAAUCAGUAGCGCGUGUGGCCACCUCUGCUAGCAACCACAGCAGCAAGGCGACGCCUCAUAGAGCCGCACCAGUUGCGUAACAGAUACCGUGGGAUUCUGGCCCACUCCUAGUGCAGCGCUGCUACCAGUUCCCGGACGUUUGCCGGCUGGGGUUGACGUUGGCGUAACCGCCGUCCCACGCGUGUUCAAUCGGAUUGCAGUCCGGUGAACACGCCGGCCAAGGUAAAACAUUAAUGUUUCUAGCCUGUAGAAAGUCCCUGGUGACGCGUGCAACGUGAGGUCGCGCGUUGUCGUGCUGAUAGACUAAUCAUUGACGUUGACGGAAUAAAGGGACAACUACAUGACGUAAUAUCUGGUCGAUGUAACGCCUGGCUGUGAGAUUACCUUGGCAAACGACGAGUUGGGACUUAAACCUAUGGCUGAUUGCUGCCCACACCAUUACUCCACAUCCACCGUAACGAUUGUGCUCCAAAACGCAAUUGUUUGCGUAGCGUUCAUGGCGUCGUCUAUA